Molecule: messenger RNA, 1254 nt
Organism: Aspergillus tanneri
Lineage: Eukaryota; Fungi; Ascomycota; Eurotiomycetes; Eurotiales; Aspergillaceae
Exons: 4
Coding region: 1-1254 (417 amino acids)
Molecular function (GO): metallopeptidase activity
Source: RefSeq, a predicted model, not a curated record
AUGGAGCGACGUAGACGAGGCCUAUUCCUGGUCUUCUCGUUUUUUGCCCUAUUUGGCACUGUAUUUAGUAUCCAAGCCAAUAAAAUCUUCGAAACACCUGCAAAGGGUCAAGAUGCUGAUUGUGCAAACCGGGACAUCGAUACAAUGGUAUCAGAGGCAUCAUUUCUCGCCACGAACGCCAUCAACGCACUGAAAGACAUUCUCUCAGGCAAGCUGGAAAGAGCAGACAACAAGCAUCUGGAGACUGCGGCCAUCGAGAACUGGGGGGUGAAGUUUCAGAGUGGUCUAUUUGGGCGCCAGAAAAAGCUGGUGGUUUCGAGUGGCGCGGAGAGACUCAAGGAAGCUCUAGUGAACUAUGAGUCGGUGUUUAAUAAGCUAUCUAGUAACAAAGUUGACGGCGACAAGCUGGCAUGUGGUGAUACGUUCCUUAAAUGGGUUGUUACCUAUGGAGACAUGGGAAUGACGCCGCCGGAGAAGCUUCUGGGGGAGACGUGGGUGGAGAAAAAUGGCGGGAAGGCAAGCGAUUACCCGGGCUUUUACUGGAAUAAGGCCUGGAAUAUUUUGCUCGGGGAUCAGGGAGUCACGACCAAAGACGGCAAGCCAGGCGGGCAUCUCUGCCAGGACACUGCAUCUAUGGGAAUGACGUUUAAUAAAUACAAACUGAUUAUGAUCUGUGAUCGAGCCUGGGUAAAAGAGUCCUUGAUGGACUUGGCCAGUGGAAGACAACAAAUCCCCGCAGGAGAAUCUAUCGACCUUGUGAACAGCGUUGGAGGAACCUUCUUGCAUGAAAUGAUGCACUGGCUUAAUAAAGGCAUUAUCGAUGAAGUUGUGGACAAUUCGGGGAAACAGACUGUUGCGUAUGGAUAUGACAAUUGCGCCUAUAUGGCAGCGCAGAGCAAAUACCAGGCGAAGACAGUCACAAAUGCGGAUACUUAUCGAUCCUUUGCUUUGAUGGUCACGUUGAAGAAUGUCGAUUGGGUCAAGGGAAAAGCGUCUAACGUGCCUGAGGUCCCCAACAAGACUACGAGCACCACAACAGAGACUACUAGUACCAAGGAGCCUACGAUGCCCAAGGCGACUACCAGCGUUAAGGAAUCUAAGGAGCCUAAAGAGACCAAUAGGCCAGAAGACAAGAAAGACCCUAAGAAGCAUCAGAAGCCUGGAGACAAGGAAGACCCUAAGAAGCAUCAGAAGCCUGGAAACAAUAAAGGCCCUAAGAACCCUAACAGUCAUAAGAGGCCUAGGAGGGUAUAA